AAAUGCAAACAAGAUUAUUCGUGAAUUGUAUAAGUGUUUUUAUAAUUUUGCCAAUCUUAUAAAAUAGUUAUAAGAAGUGCUGCUUUCACAGUUUGAUUACUUCGUUUCAUAUAUAAAACCUGUAUACAUAAUAAAAAUUCUAAAAAAGAAUAAAAUUAUUGUAUUCAAGUGAUUUAAAAAGAAUAAUUGAUUAAAUUGCUUGAUUAAUAGUAACUUUUAUUUGAGUCAAUGAAGCAAAGAAACAACGUAGUGUAAGAGCAAUAAAUUCAGUUUGUCUUCUGAUAAACUUUCACGUAUCAAUAUGGUGAAAUAUCUGAAUCAACAAGAAAGCAUUAAUGUAGACAAAACUUUAUUCGAGAAAUAUAAAUUUAGUGUGGAUCAGUUGAUGGAACUUGCUGGACAGAGUUGUGCUAUUGCUAUUGCACGUACUUACCCAUCAGUAAAAAAUUCUAAGCAAAAGGUUUUAGUUUGUUGUGGUCCAGGAAAUAAUGGUGGUGAUGGACUAGUUUGUGCCAGACAUUUAAAGCUAUUUGGUUUUUCUCCAGAAAUUUAUUAUCCGAAAAGAACAAGCAAUAGUUUGUAUGAAAAUUUAUUACAUCAAUGCAUUGAAAAUGAUAUUCCAUUAGUGGAAGACAAUUUAAAAGAUUUUGCAGCAAAUCGCUUGCACCAGUUUGCUCUUAUAGUGGAUGCAUUAUUUGGAUUUAGUUUCAAACCACCAGUCAGAGAAACAUUUAUUCCAAUUAUUAAUCUGCUAGAAAAAGCAACUAUUCCUAUUUGUAGCGUAGAUAUUCCAUCGGGUUGGAAUGUUGAAUCUGGACCACCUGCAAAAGGUGGUAUUAAACCAGAAAUGUUGAUAUCGUUAACAGCACCAAAAUUAUGUGCUCAAAAAUUUGAAGGCAAAUACCAUUACCUAGGUGGACGUUUUGUGCCUAAAAAAUUGGAAGAGGAAUAUAAUCUUAAUCUACCUGAAUAUCCAGGAACGGAUUUAAUUGUUAAUUUAUCUUAAGUACUAAAAUAUAACAAAAUAAAAAUUUUUUUCAUUGUAUAAAUUUUUAACAA
Molecule: messenger RNA, 1059 nt
Organism: Megachile rotundata (alfalfa leafcutting bee)
Lineage: Eukaryota; Metazoa; Arthropoda; Insecta; Hymenoptera; Megachilidae
Gene: Naxe
Product: NAD(P)HX epimerase
Cellular component (GO): mitochondrion
Molecular function (GO): NAD(P)HX epimerase activity
Source: RefSeq, a predicted model, not a curated record